Molecule: messenger RNA, 2663 nt
Organism: Tachyglossus aculeatus (Australian echidna)
Lineage: Eukaryota; Metazoa; Chordata; Mammalia; Monotremata; Tachyglossidae
Gene: PPP1CB
Product: protein phosphatase 1 catalytic subunit beta
Exons: 8
Coding region: 50-1033 (327 amino acids)
Biological process (GO): circadian regulation of gene expression; regulation of circadian rhythm
Cellular component (GO): cytoplasm; nucleus
Molecular function (GO): protein serine/threonine phosphatase activity
Source: RefSeq, a predicted model, not a curated record
GCUAAACGCUCGUCCCCGCUGAGGGAGGGACUGCACUAGGCGCCACAAAAUGGCCGACGGGGAGCUCAACGUCGACAGCCUCAUCACCCGCCUGCUGGAGGUGAGAGGAUGUCGUCCUGGGAAGAUCGUGCAGAUGACUGAAGCAGAAGUCCGAGGCUUAUGCAUAAAAUCUCGAGAGAUCUUUCUCAGCCAGCCUAUUCUCUUAGAAUUGGAGGCCCCCCUGAAAAUUUGUGGUGACAUUCAUGGCCAAUAUACAGAUUUACUUCGACUAUUUGAAUAUGGAGGUUUCCCUCCCGAAGCCAAUUAUCUCUUCCUGGGAGACUAUGUGGACAGAGGAAAGCAGUCCCUGGAAACCAUUUGCUUGCUAUUGGCUUAUAAAAUCAAAUACCCAGAGAAUUUCUUUCUCUUACGAGGAAACCAUGAAUGUGCUAGCAUCAAUCGUAUAUAUGGUUUCUACGAUGAAUGCAAAAGGAGGUUUAAUAUUAAGCUUUGGAAGACUUUUACGGAUUGCUUUAACUGUCUGCCUAUUGCUGCCAUUGUGGAUGAGAAGAUCUUCUGUUGUCAUGGAGGACUUUCACCUGACCUGCAGUCAAUGGAGCAGAUCCGGAGAAUUAUGAGACCUACAGAUGUUCCUGAUACAGGUUUGCUUUGUGAUCUGCUGUGGUCUGACCCAGAUAAAGAUGUACAAGGUUGGGGAGAAAAUGAUCGUGGAGUCUCUUUCACUUUUGGAGCUGAUGUGGUCAGUAAAUUUCUGAAUCGUCAUGACCUGGAUUUGAUUUGCCGAGCCCACCAGGUGGUUGAAGAUGGAUAUGAAUUCUUUGCUAAACGGCAGCUGGUAACCCUAUUCUCAGCCCCAAACUACUGUGGUGAAUUUGAUAAUGCUGGUGGAAUGAUGAGUGUGGACGAAACUUUGAUGUGUUCAUUUCAGAUAUUGAAACCAUCUGAAAAGAAAGCCAAGUAUCAGUAUGGUGGACUGAAUUCUGGACGUCCAGUUACUCCGCCUCGCACAGCUAAUCCACCGAAAAAAAGGUGAAGAAAGGAGCAAGGCAGAGAAAUCAUCGGAUACGUCAAGGAUAAAACUCCAUAUUAUAUAAGUGUGCACUGUAAAACCAUCCAGCCAUUUGACACCCUUUAUGAUGUCACACACAUUUAACCUAAAGAGACGGGUAAAGGAUCUUAAUUUUUUUUCUAGUAGAAAGAUGUGCAACACUGUAUUGUUACAAGCAUACUCUGUUCUAAUAUCCAACAAAGUACAAUCCAGAUUCAAAGAUAUCUAUUAAGGUUACGUAGUCACUUAUCUCGGUUUUUAAAGUUGAACAUCCCAGUUAAAACUAGAUGUAGUAGCUAAACCGGAUGAAAGCAUGACGAUCCACUUGUGUAACAUGGUCUUAGUGUUGCUUGAUUGUUAUUACUUUAGGCUUGUUUGAUUUUUUUUUUUUUUAGGUAGAUCAAAGGCAAAUAUUCAUCCCCCCCCCCAUAUAUUUUUGAAAAUGAAAUAACUGAGGGAACUUUUUAAGGCAGCCAUUGACCUUCCUCUUCUACCCCCAACCUUAAAAUAGCAGCCUGCUUAAUCUUUCUAAUGAAAAGUGAGUCCCCAUUACGGGAAUAAAGGAUUAAAUAGAAAGGAGUGAAUCAAUAUGUAAAACCCCAAACACUGAUUUGAUCAGGCUACUUGUGAUUGGUCAGUCAGACCAACUGACAGAACAUUUUGCUUUUUACUUAAAUUGCCACCGAUUUGGAUUUGCACACUACACUAUUUUAACUUAUUGAUGCUGUAUUGUGCAGGAGCACUUCAUUUAACUUUAAGGUAAGGCACAACUAGUAUUAUCCCAGUUAGUUGGUAACGUGAUUAUGUGGUACCUUGGCUUUAGGUUUUGAUUAGCACGAAAUACUUUUUGGCAUGCUUAGCUUCCGGGUAACACCCCCUUUCUGCCCCCACCAGCAUCAGAGCAUCUUCUUUAGAUUCACAGAACAUGAGGAUCCAUUUUGGAUAAGCCCUGGAAAGCUGAUACUGUCUCUUUUUCAUAAGAGGGGUGUAUUAAAUGGAUGCUGAUCAGUGGGACACUACUUUAACUAUGGAUAUUGGGUGCUUAACUGUCUAAUAUUGCCAUGUGAAUGUUGUACACGAUUGUAAGGCUUACGUCACUAAAGAUUAUAUCCUGGAUUUUCAUGGUCAAAGUUCAUACGAUAUUAUUGUAUAGACUUCUGCUUUGUAGUGUUCUAUAGUAGCAAUAAUUUCUGUACAUGAUCAAGAGUUUAUUGCAGUAUUUCUUUUCCUGUUCUUUUUUAAGGGGUUAAUAUUAGCAAAUGGCACGGUGUAGAAGAGUCACACAGUUUGUAGGAAGGGGAAAAUUGCCAGGCGCAGAAUUGUGAUCCUUUAUUAGGUGUUAACACUAUUGGAUGUGAUUAAUAAAAGUUUUUACUGAGCAUUGUCAAAUGACAGAAUCUAAAGAAAGAUUUCUGAUUUAUAAUACCAUUCUAAAUGUGCUGAAAUAGAUGUAAAACUCUUGACUUUAAUAUCGUCUUUGAAAUGUUAAAUUGAGGAUUCUGAUAAUUUACAUUUUAUGAAUUGGCACGUUGUAUAAUGCAAGAAAUAUAUUUGAUUUUGACACAGUGAAAAGUUCUUUUCUUUAAAAUGGAUGUCUCUUUUCUAAUUCCAUUUU